Syzygium oleosum is the source of this 342-nucleotide messenger RNA. Its product is annotated as glycine-rich protein 23-like. Lineage: Eukaryota; Viridiplantae; Streptophyta; Magnoliopsida; Myrtales; Myrtaceae. The record is from RefSeq and is a predicted model, not a curated record. The transcript has a single exon. The coding region runs from base 1 to 342 and encodes 113 amino acids.
AUGACGGCGGAGCUCGGCGACGACGGCGUUAGGGGCGGCGGCGACGGCGUCAGGGGCGGCGAUGGUGUUGGCGACGGCAACGGCGUGGGGAGCGGCGACUGCAUCGGCGACGGGCCGGCCCAGCCACAGCCUCGGCCGGCGACCGGGAGGCGGGUUGCGAGGCUGGUCGGCGGCGGCACGGCGGCGCGCGGGCCCGGCGGUGCGAGCUGCUGGACGACGGCGUCGGCGGCGGGCCGAUGUGCUCCCGGCGGGCGGGCGACGGCGGCGAGCCCGGGCGCGACGGCGGCUGGGCGCCGGGCUUGGGACACGAUCGGCGGGGGGGCAGGGACGAGGCGGAGCUAA